AUGGAAUAUCAUCAUCCGGCUAUGAUUCUUUCGACAACAUCUAGCAAUGCUCUCGCACAUCAAGCACAAGAUUGGAAAAUAAUGCAAGUUAUGAAUAAUAAAAUUCGUGAUGAUGUUGUUAAAAAAUAUGCUCAAUAUACGAAACGUGUAAAUGGUGAAAUGAUAAAAGUCAUGUAUGAAUGGUAUGAACGCGGCGAUCGUCAACGUUCAAUUGAGAAACAUUUUCGUCUUGAAAUAAAUAAAGAUACAUUUCAAAGAUAUAAUAAUCGUUUACCACAUUUACGAAGAUUAACAUUUGAACAAUUCUGUGAAUUAUUAGCACCAAUAAUAACAGGUCAAUAUAAUGAUCGUCAAUUGUAUGAAACAUUUGAAAAAUUAGAUUCAGAUAAUGAUAAUUAUUUAAGUCAACAAGAAUUAGAAAAUCUACUUAUUAUUGUUGGACAAUCAGAAUCAAAUUAUAAAAUACAAUAUAUAAUCUCACAAUUAACAAAUCAAGGAAAAUUAAAUUUCGAAGAUUUUAAACGUUUUAUAACUGAUGGAUUUGCUCGUGAACUUUUAAUGCCAUUGUACGAUGACACAUAUCGAGAACAUUAA
Messenger RNA from Adineta steineri, 594 nucleotides. The record is from the annotation of a GenBank genome assembly. NCBI's taxonomy places the organism in Eukaryota, Metazoa, Rotifera, Eurotatoria, Adinetida, Adinetidae.